Molecule: messenger RNA, 3479 nt
Organism: Toxotes jaculatrix (banded archerfish)
Lineage: Eukaryota; Metazoa; Chordata; Actinopteri; Toxotidae
Gene: firrm
Product: chromosome 6 C1orf112 homolog
Exons: 25
Coding region: 187-2949 (920 amino acids)
Source: RefSeq, a predicted model, not a curated record
CCACAGUUAGGUUAACUACCUGCUGGCUUUUCUACAUUUUAGUCGUAAGAACAUAAUGGUGAAGUUAAUACAGAUUAAGUCGUAGGACCGUUUGUGUGAUUUCUGUGCCUUUGAGGAGAAGAUACCGUUUUACAUUUAUGUCGUCUGGACAGCUGUCCUGAGCCUCCCCCGGCGACUGCUGUCAUCAUGUCCCAGACCAACACGUCUCUCCUGGACGAGGUUGUGCAGUGGAGUCAGGAAACCUGUCGCCAGGAGCUCAAGUCUGUCCUGCCAAAACUCACCUCUUUGCAGCACAAAUCUGAGAGCUGGGAUGAUCAUAUACGUAUUCUUAAGAUAAUUAUAGACAUGUUCCUUCCACAUAUUGAUUUGUCAGAGCUGGAAGAUGAAUGCUUCUCCAAAAUCUUACCAAAGGCUGUGACGGUGUUUGAGAGCAUGAUGAAAGAAAUCUCAGAACAAGUUGGGGGCCUGUCCAGUCAAAACACUGAACUCUGUACUUUACUAAGGGGCAUUCUUCAGGCAAUGGGGCAGAUAAUUGAUGCACUAUCCACUUGCGUGCGUCAUGUUGGCUCAUUCGAGGAAGCUCCUGAUCUGUAUGCUAUCCGUUCGUUACCUUCUUGUAUCCUGAAAGUCCUGAGGGAAACGUUUCAGCACUGCAAGGAGAGUGAGGUGGUUUACUGUGGCCGUCUGUCCCUGGUGGCUGACCUGCUGCAAGGCCUGUUUAAGGAGGCAUAUUCCCUUCAGAAAGGUCUAUUAGAGCUGUUGGACAGGAUCUCCCUCGACAGCAGUGCCUCAGAGGAGGAGGUCUCUGACAUUGUUACAGUGAUUCACAGCCUGCUGGAUAUCUGCUCUAUUAUCUCCAACCUGGACAUAGCUCUGCAUGCAAACACAUGGAAAUUCCUCAUAAAACAGAGUCUGAAGUACCAGUCAUUGGUGGAGGAGCAUCUACAUCACGGGGACAUCAGUACCAGCCUGUGUGAAAACCUGUUGACCUCCUUCCACAACUGUGUGGAGCUGGCUGAGCAGAUAAAACAUGCUGGCCUGCAGGAGGCAACACAAAGUCCGGAAUACAAAUUGUUCCAGAAAACUGCAAAGAUGUGCAGAUUUUUUGCCAACACAUUGGUUCAUUACAUAAAGGAAUUCAAAUUUUUUCUCACAAAGUAUUGUAGCUGCUUUCACCAACUCUACCUGCAGAUCAUCAGUAAGUUCCCUCCCAGCUUGUGUGCGCCAGCACUGCCCACAGCUCUGUCUGAGGAGCUGAAUGCAGCAGCCCUGCUUCCCAUGGUUCCGCUCCUGCUCCAGUUGUUGCCUUUAAGGCCCUUCGCCGAAGUUGUACUCCAGCAGGACUUGCGUUUAAGUCCUGAACAUGAGCUUCCUCACUGUCUUUUGCUGGUGAAUGUCCUGGGUCAGCUGGCCACCCAACCAGAGGAGGUUAUGCAGCUUUGGUACACUGGCAGCCAAUUCUCAGAAGACACCCCCAGGCUUCCUCUCUACGAGGCGUUGUUCACUAGAUUCCGUUGUUGCUAUACUGAGCGUAAGGUACCAGUGCUCUUGCCAGGGGUGAUGAUGAAGGGUCAGGCCCAGGUCCAGGUCACUCUGCACCACCAUAUCUGUGUGCAGCUCUGUGCAAGUGUGGCUGCACUUCCUCCGGUGUACUUCCCCGUGCUGGAGCGUUGUUUGGCUAAUGCAGUCCUGCAAGCUGAUACACAGACAGCUUUACUAGCAACAGAUGUGUGGUGCUUUACAGCACGGUAUGGGACAGCAGAACUUUGUCUACAUCAUGUCCUCCUCAUUGCUCAGCUGGUGAAAACGUGCACCACUGAGUGUUACCAGUCGUUCCACAUGGGCCUGCUGCUUAAACGCAUGGUUUUCCUUAUGACACCAAACCACCAGAUGGAGCUCGUGACGCGUUUCCCACCCUCUGAGGUGGAAAACCUUCCGGUGUGGCGCCAUGUUCUGCUCAGAGCUCUGUCACAAGAUGUCCGUCACUGUGUAGAGACUGAUAUCACUGCCAUUGCUCAAAAAGCUCUGAGUGACUGGCAGAAUGGAGGGUACAAACUGGGACAAGUGGAGAAAGUGAAUGUGGUGCUGUUAUCCCUGCUAGUGGUGGUUCAAGGGCAGUCAUCUCCUGAGGAACAGUGUGAGUUGUCUGCAACGAGGAUAGUAACACAGCUCUGGUUACGCAUGAGUUCAGAUCAGGUGCAGGCCCACCCUGUGCUCCAGCGUACUUUGCAGCUGCUCCUGUCCAUAUCAGCCAUACUAGUGAGAAACAUCGAACCUAAAAUAAUUUGUCAGGUUUUGUUGUGUGUGGAUGUUCUGGUGUCUCAGAAGUGUGCAGAUGAGCUGCUGCUGGCUGCUCUGGAAUUCCUGGCCUCCCUGGGGAAGAUCUUCGUCCCUCCGGACAGCCAGACUCAAAUUCUGCCGAGGCUGAGUAGCCUGUUUGGAGUCCUGCUGGCUGACAGAUCCUGGCUGCUACAUCAGCAUGCCCUGGAGGCCUUUUCUCAUUUUGCAGAGGUUACAAACCACGAGGAAGUCAUUUCCCAGAGUUUGUGUGCAGAAGAAACCAAGACCAAAGUGGUGAACUAUCUUAGCAAGACUGUUAAUACACAGGAAGAUGGGGAGUCACGGCUACAGAGGCUCAAGAUGGAGGCAGCAGAGAUUGAGCAAUACAACCAGAAGCUGGAAAACAACAAAGAAAAUGUUUCUAACACAGAGGCUGCUGAAGUGGUUGCAGAUUCAGAGCCAUGCCCAAAGAGAGCUCGACAGGAGACCAGCACUGAGGAGGAGUAUAUCCGCUACAUCCAGACAGCUGAGAGCGCUUUAAAAGCCAUUCAGGCACUCACUGAGGGCAAAGCCAGCACUACUGCACCACCACCACAGUGGCUGGAAUCCAGACUACGGGAGCUGCAGACCCUCAUAACCCACAUCGGUACAGCCAGACACACAAUCUAGCUGCUCCAGAUUAUUUACUUUCUGUGUCAAAGCUAUUUAAUCACACUCUGGACAUGUGGAAGUCUGUAAUACUUGUUGCUGCAACUGAAAAUAGUUUGUCUUCACUUUUUAAAACUGUCAGUUUUGAUUUAUGUAACAGUUUAUUAAACUUCUUGGAAUACAAAGCAUUGAUUUAUUUUCUCUCAGAAGCAAAUUUAACUGUUUUUGCUGCCUGGGAAUAGUUCGCUGGGACUUGCAGCACGACUUGGGUAAUUAAUUUCUGUACUUGCACAAUAUACCGACCGCUGACAGUAGAACUUGAGUGUGUGGGCCAGUACUUCCGGUCAAAACUUCCGGUGAUCUAACAGCGACAGCGGAAGACAGCGAGAGCGAGAGACAACAGCGAUUGAGUUACACUAACAGAGAGAUUAUUUUAUUUUUACAUAGCAGUAGAUGUUUUACAUGUAGACCUGUAGAUGUUUUAGAAUUAUCAGUUGUUUUUUUUCAACGUUUGACGCUUUUUAGUUGAGGUGCAUACGAACUAAACAAAA